AUGGUGGGAGAGACCAGUCUCAAUGUGGUUUGUGAAGCUGAUGGUGAAGCCAUGCCACAGACUUUCCUAUAUCUUAUGAGCCUACAAACAGGCGCAUCGCUCAUUACCCUUUCCCUCCUACUUAACAAAAUCAGUGGGAUCUAUGGCCUGCUUGCAAUCUUUACGGGAGUUAGGCUUUCGCCUUUCCAGUUAUCGAUGUACAUCUACUCUGUCUUUGCCCUCAUUCUGACCGCUUUCUUAACGCCCCACAUUCGGAAACAGACCCCUCUCUAUUGCCUUGCAUUAGCUUGGUUUUAUCUCAUUGAUAGUAUUGUCAACGCAGCCUAUACAGCUGCUUUUGCGGUAUCAUGGUUUCUCGUCAUGUCACAGCACCGCCAUACGCCCGCCUCUGGAUUGGGUAGUUCGACUAUUGGCGACGCUGCUGGAUUCACUAAACCAAAGUACAAUGUCUCAUCUGUUCGCGUCUCUCCUGGAGAUGGUGUCGCCUCUACUGAACCUGCGACUUCCCUUGCAGGCACCACCAGUGGAAAGCCGAGCCUUGGAAACGGUGUGCUGCAGCCGGAGAGUCUUCAGAGUAUCGGAGUUAUCUGUACGCUGUGGACCAUUCGCGUAUACUUUGUACUCAUCAUGAUGGCUUUUGCCAGGCAAUGCCUGCGACAGUAUGCUUUUAGCCCUAAGGCCCCUUUUUCUCAUCACGGAUCCGUCGCUCAUAGUCGCAAUACAUCCACUGUGAGUAACGUGGACCUGGAACCAAACCCUUUCUUGCCCAGGCUACCGGACGGACAAGGCUGGAAAGGAAGGCUUGGCCGUGCAAUGAUUUCAGUUGGCCGAGGUUACUGGCUCGAUGGGGAUGACGAUGAUAAUUGGAUGUUUGGGAUGAGCCGGAAGUUUCAUCGGAACAACAACAAUGGGUUUUUCAACUCUUCGGACGGUGGACUCGGCGAGCGUGAGCGAAGACGAAGGUCAGGAACUGGCCCACCAGCUCCAUCACACACUAUGCUCCAACAAUUCACAUCAUUACAACAGAGCCCUGCACCUCUAGAUGGCAACAAGCUUCCUUCGCCUGCUCCCGGGAGCGUGGCAUCACCUAAAACUCACGGUACUCCAGAAGGACACCCUUGGUGA
Molecule: messenger RNA, 1125 nt
Organism: Ophidiomyces ophidiicola
Lineage: Eukaryota; Fungi; Ascomycota; Eurotiomycetes; Onygenales; Onygenaceae
Exons: 1
Coding region: 1-1125 (374 amino acids)
Biological process (GO): inositol phosphoceramide metabolic process
Cellular component (GO): Golgi membrane; inositol phosphoceramide synthase complex
Molecular function (GO): inositol phosphoceramide synthase regulator activity
Source: RefSeq, a predicted model, not a curated record